CUUCCUGGAACGCUCGUCAAUAUACGUACGUGUCGUGGACGCGCACAGAUCGAGGACCUAGCGAUAGAGAGCGCUUCUAUUGUUCCAGCCGACGCACUAACGGUUGUGCGCAAUGAGAGUGUGGUUUGCUGUGAUGAAUUUCAACCAGUGCUGGUGAUUUGUGCGUGAUUAUCAAAAGUGGGCAAAAGCGGCAAAAUCUGAAGCACCGCAGAAUCCGAGUACCGGGGAAGGACCAAGUUUUGGUGUGUCCAUUGUGCGAGUAUAUCUUCACGGUUCCCUGCAACCGUUCGUCGGUUGCCGCAAAGAGUGUUGACGAACACUUCCCUCGAGCAACGAUCAAGGGCUGAAGACUGUGGUGUUUCAUCCGGGUACGAUAGCUUGCACGGAAAGGAAUAGCAACCGACAGCUGGUGAAAACGUUUCUGAAAAGAAAAAACCUAGAAGGUUAUUUCAGGACAAGUUAUCAAGUUAGAAGCUGCAAAGCGGCGGGGUGUAGAAUAUCCAUCGGCAUCUGGUUUGACUAAAGCCCACCAUGAAAGGUAGACAUCUUCGGCGGCGGUUCAGCCUACAGCCGUCGUUUAUGAAGGAUGACUCGACUGAAGAGCGACCAAAGAGAGAAAAGCCACUCAAAAACGAUGAAAACUCUAUAAACUCCAACGUUCGGCACAAGAUCGUCAUGAUGGGCGCGGCCAAGGUGGGCAAAAGCUCACUCAUCACGCAGUUCCUGUACAGCAGCUUUUCGCCCAAGUACAAACGCACGGUUGAGGAGAUGCACCAUGGACACUUCUCGGUCGGUGGCGUAAAUCUGACGCUCGACAUACUGGACACUUCUGGAUCGUACGAGUUCCCAGCAAUGCGGGCCCUUUCCAUCUCGUCGGCGGAUGCAUUCAUCCUGGUGUACGACGUCACGGACAGUAUCACGUUCGAGGAAGUGAAAGCGAUACGCGAGCAAAUCCACGAGAUUAAAUCUACGACCGCGGUACCGAUUGUGGUCGUCGGCAACAAGACGGACCUGAGCGAUGAGGACGAAGAUCUGCGGCAGGUAGCACGUGACACAACCGAAUCGAUGGUAACGGUAGAUUGGGAGAAUGGUUUCGUCGAAGCAUCAGCCAAGCUGAACCGCAAUGUUACACAGAUAUUUAAAGAGCUUCUAGUGCAGGCCAAAAUAACCUACAACCUUAGCCCGGCCCUGCGACGGCGAAGGCGCCAGUCGUUGCCGCAGCAGGCCAGCACGGGCAGUACCGGUGCACCAGCCACCCCGCAAGCAUCGCCCAGCGUUCACGUUCCAUCCGUUGCGCAGCUGCAGCACCUACAGCAGAUACAGGACAAAAGUCUCGGCGGCAAACGCAACUCGUGCAUUCUUUCCUAAUGCGGUAUUACGCCAGCCUUGCCAUCACGUUUUCUCUACUCCAUGUCUGCUACAUCAUCUACCCUACCUGUGACCGUGCUAUGGGCACAUUAAUGGACAUUUAUAUAUAUUCUUCGUUACCCGUACGGCUUGAUGGAAAAUUAUGGAAUGGCGGGGGUUUUGUAGCGAUCUAUUAAACGGUAAGGAAUCGAGACCCCGCUAAAGAGCAUUGUUCUCGAAACGUUGGAUGUGUAUUGGCGUGUAAAAUAUGAAUAUUUAAACGUGUUUCAAACAUACCCCCUUACUCGAUCGUCAGUGAAAUAUUUUCACCAAUCAAUGCCCCAUUUCAAUUCACUCUUCAUGACCAGGCUCGACCCAGGCACACUCUAUCAAAUCAGUGUACUUACUUAGUAAAGGAUUUUGUGAUGUUAAUAAGUUUAAACCGGUGUCGGUUUCGUUCGUAAAUAAAAAGACAACACUGUGUAAAGUAUCGAAGUGGAAAAAUACGGGUAAUAAAAAGGAAACGGUUGAUGAAGGGUUUUCAGUAGUAGAGCGCGGUACGAGCAAGCAAGGCAUCUCACAUGCGGUAGAACGAAACAAUACGUUGGCGCCCAUAUGCAUACAUUGCACGGAGUAACACUUAAAAGUGACAGGAUGCUUCAGCACACAAAUGCUGCAAGACAUUAGAUAAGUUACGCAGGUGUAGGUUACACCGUUGUUUUGGUUUGUAGAUCAUUAAAUUCCACAUACUGGAAUGUAGAACCAUUUUCAUACCGUUCGAUACCCACCAAGUAACAGUAACAAGAUUGGCAAGGUGGCGCUCAUACCGAUUAUCGUACCAAAACUCAUCGAGUCCAUUUCAUGUGCGUGAGUGUUAAUGUGUACGUAUGUAUGUAUGUGUGUGUGUAUUAGUGUUUUGAUAAUAAAUACGAAAGAAAACCAAUCUACUCACUUCGCGGAAACUUCUUCACCGCUCGCAAUCUGGCCAAUGCUUCAAGUAUCACUCCCUCAGUCUAUCACGAACGAUUUCAUCGCCUUCACGAUCUCACUAAUAGAAUAAUUCAAAUAUAUUCAAUGAUUCACUCUCUGGCAGUCACACUAUCCCUUUGUUUUAUUUACCCUAAAUUUGAAA
Messenger RNA from Anopheles arabiensis, 2479 nucleotides. Its product is annotated as ras-related protein Rap1. Gene Ontology annotation, molecular function: GTP binding; GTPase activity. The record is from RefSeq and is a predicted model, not a curated record. Lineage: Eukaryota; Metazoa; Arthropoda; Insecta; Diptera; Culicidae. Bases 532 to 1368 code for a protein of 278 amino acids. The transcript is spliced from 8 exons.